UGCAAGGCCAUCAACUUCAGGCCGAGAGAAGAAAGCCAUUGUCGGAGGAAAUUCCCCGACAGCCACUCGCACGGGCUGCACGGCUGUCGGCGCGGCACCCGUUGCCGCCAUCGAUUAGCUCAGAGCUUUUCGGUGCCCGGCUACCUCUCUACCUAGCUAGACCUAUACAUAUAGCGGAGGAGCAGAGGCGGGAGAGAGUAUAGUGGAGAGGAGAGUGAGAGCUGGUGGUAGGGGAGAUCCCGAAUUCUCGAUCGAUAUGGCGGAGGGGAAGAAGGCGAGGAGGGAGGAGGAGCUCGUGGAGGCGGCGCUGGCCGCGGCGGCGGCGGCGCUGUUCGUGUCGGGCGUCAAGAAGCUGGUGCCGGCCGUGCUCGUGGCGCGGUGGUGGCCCGCGGCGAUGCUCGCCACGGCGCCGUCGCCCGUCCUGUUCCUGCUUCUCAACGUCAUCAUCGCCUCCAUCGUCGUCGUGUCCGUGCAGCCGAGGCGUGCGGCGGCGGCGUCGGCGACGGCCGCCGCCGCCGCCGAGCACGACGCCGCAAAACGGUGCGGGGAGGGCGCCAAGAAGGUGAAGAGGAGGAGGAGCAAGAGGCGGGAGGAGAGCGCCGAGGGGAGCACGUUGACGACGCUGGCGGCGGUGGUGCCCGUCGCUGCCGCUGACAGCUGCUGCAUGGCGCUGGCGGUGGUGGACGACGGGGCGGAUCAGACGCUGCCGCCGACGACGUCGACGGCGCCGGAGACGCAGCAGGAGGAAGCGGACGGGAAUGCGGCGGCGGAGGAGGUGAACAAGCGGGCGGAGGAGUUCAUCUCGGCGUUCCGGCGCCACCUCAGGGUUGACUCCUUCUCGUCGGGAAGCCGGCGAGCCGGCGGCGCCAGAAUCGAAGCCUGCUUUUGACUGGAAGUUGCAUUGCACCGAGCAAAGUGUGCUUCUUGUUUCUGCACAUUUUUCUUUCAGUCUCUUGCUGCUUUUUUUUUAUUAUUAUUAUUUUUACCUUUGGAAGCUGAGAUGUAGUUACUCUACUCUUUUGACAUCAGUUUGAUGAAAACUAGCUUGCUUGGAACUAGAUGGAAUCAGGUUCACAAUUCCGACGAAAA
Oryza sativa Japonica Group (Japanese rice) is the source of this 1089-nucleotide messenger RNA. RefSeq lists its product as uncharacterized. The record is from RefSeq and is a predicted model, not a curated record. Lineage: Eukaryota; Viridiplantae; Streptophyta; Magnoliopsida; Poales; Poaceae.